UGAUAGUAGCGGAUUAUACAAUUGGAGUUUGUACUUUUUGAUUUGUUUUGAUUUCUUCUUGAUUCUACAUUUAUUAUAUCAUACAAGAGAAACCAUGUCAUUGGCCGCUUACAGACACCUCCUGCGCUCUGCGCGCAUCGCCUUCCAAGGCGACGUCCAUGUGCUCUCAGCCGCCCAGAACCAGAUCCGACAGACCUUUCACGAGAACCGCAGUCUCGAGUCCUCCGGCAUCCAGGCCGCAAUCCGGCAUGCCGAGGACGUGGCCACGAUUCUGCGCGAAAACGUGGUGCAGGGACAGAAGAUGGAGAGCAAGGGCGACACCCAUACUUUUAAGCUCCGGAUACACGAACACACCGAGCGAGGCGACAACGACAGCGUAUUAACGGCAGGCAGCGGCAAACAGAGCGGUGGCGGCUGUGGCUGCAAAUGACCAAGGCAAGCCUCGUGUGUAUUAUCAUUGUAUGAAGAAGAGAAAGGAAAGAAAUAUGUAACUAUAGAACCUCGUCAUGAUACCCUCCAAUCCAAUCCUGUCAAACAUAACAUCAGCCAACGCAAUAUAUCGACAUUUCUACCUUGU
Trichoderma atroviride IMI 206040 is the source of this 577-nucleotide messenger RNA. RefSeq lists its product as uncharacterized. The record is from RefSeq and is a predicted model, not a curated record. Gene Ontology annotation, biological process: mitochondrial respiratory chain complex III assembly. Lineage: Eukaryota; Fungi; Ascomycota; Sordariomycetes; Hypocreales; Hypocreaceae. Gene Ontology annotation, cellular component: mitochondrial matrix. Gene Ontology annotation, molecular function: protein folding chaperone.